AUGUUCCGCGCAUUCGAGGGUUUCCAUCAUGUCCAACAACCAAAUGGUUCAUAUUUCACUGUUCCACUCCGCUACGUUCAAUUGUAUCCAUUUGAAGUGGAGUCUCCUCUUGUUGUUCAAGCUUUCGAUAGAAUUCUCGGAAGAUAUGUGGUCAUAAAGAAGGUUGUUCUUCCAGAUGGAUUUUAUGAUCGCCAACCCUGGAAACGAGCACAACGUGAACUCAACUGUAUGUUGCACAUUGAAGACGACAACAUUGUUCAAAUGUACAGUUGCUUCACCCCUGCAUCGAUAGUCGAAGAAAUGACAGAAUUCUAUAUUGUCCGAGAACAUAUGCAAGGAACCAUGCAGAAUUUAUCUCCACCGACGUUCUGCGAGCACAAAACAGUCAAAUCCAUCUUCUUCGAUAUCUGUCGUGGUGUUCAGUACCUUCAUGCAAUGAAUAUCAGUCACAGGGAUCUGAAACCCGAGAACAUUCUAAUGAGUAGUAAUGGAGACGUGAAGUUAUGUGAUUUCGGACAUUCGAAUAUGGAGGAUCCCAAUGCAAACACCCCGUAUAUCGUUCAAAGAUUCUAUCGAGCUCCUGAAAUCAUUUGUGAAACGAUGGACAAUAAUAAGACAAGCGUAGACAUCUGGUCUCUCGGCUGUAUUCUAGCAGAACUUCUAACCGGAAAAGUGCUCUUCGAAGGGAGGGAUCAUGUGGAUCAAUUCAUUCUGAUGGUUCGAUUCCUUGGCAAUGCAGAUCACUCAUUCUACAGUGUCAUGAAUGAACACGCCAGGAAUUUCCUUCUAACAUAUCGAGAGAUUCUGGAGAAUUGUCAGUCUCCCCCGGAUAUUCAUGCCCAUUUUCCGGAUGAAAUGUUUCAAGGAUCAUUGAGUCGACAGACGAAUGAAUGUCGUAUGGCGAGGGAUCUCUUGUUCAAAAUGUUGGUUAUCAAUCCGGAUGAUCGAAUCAAUAUUCAAACUGUCUUGUCACAUCCGUAUUUGGCGGAAAUUUGGGAUGGCAAUGUGAAUCCAGAAGACGUUCCUCAACCCCAACCACCACAGGUUCUCGGCGACUUCUUCAGAUUCCAGAGCUUCUUCUCUCCAUACGAAUUGAGAGAUGAGAUUUUCAACAAUAUUCAGAAUUUCGGAAGACAAUAUAAUAUUUUUACCGAAUCUAAGCACUAG
This is a messenger RNA of Caenorhabditis remanei, 1167 nucleotides long. RefSeq lists its product as uncharacterized. Gene Ontology annotation, biological process: intracellular signal transduction; protein phosphorylation. The record is from RefSeq and is a predicted model, not a curated record. The transcript is spliced from 7 exons. Bases 1 to 1167 code for a protein of 388 amino acids. Gene Ontology annotation, cellular component: nucleus; cytoplasm. Lineage: Eukaryota; Metazoa; Nematoda; Chromadorea; Rhabditida; Rhabditidae. Gene Ontology annotation, molecular function: MAP kinase activity; ATP binding.